This is a messenger RNA of Pneumocystis jirovecii RU7, 1290 nucleotides long. RefSeq lists its product as uncharacterized. Gene Ontology annotation, cellular component: membrane. Gene Ontology annotation, biological process: magnesium ion transport. Gene Ontology annotation, molecular function: magnesium ion transmembrane transporter activity. NCBI's taxonomy places the organism in Eukaryota, Fungi, Ascomycota, Pneumocystomycetes, Pneumocystales, Pneumocystaceae. The record is from RefSeq and is a predicted model, not a curated record. The coding region runs from base 1 to 1290 and encodes 429 amino acids. The transcript is spliced from 9 exons.
AUGGGCAAAAAGUUGAUUGGGUUUAUAUUAGCACUUGCAUCAGGUUGUUUCAUUGGUGCAAGUUUUGUGGUUAAAAAAAAAGGACUUUUGGAUACAACGCGUAAUAAAGGACUUGCAGCAGGACAAGGACAUGCAUAUCUCAAGAAUGGGAUUUGGUGGACGGGGAUGCUGAUGUGUGCGUGUGAAGGAAUGAGAAGACAUUGGCUGAUAUGGAUAGUGGCGAUUGGAGAACUGUUUAAUUUUGUGGCAUAUGCGUUUGCAAGUGCAAUUCUUGUAACACCGUUGGGUGCAAUGAGUAUUGUUGUGAGUGCAAUUGGAUCGAGUAUUUUUCUUAAGGAGCGUCUUUCAUUUGUAGGCAAAGUUGGAUGUGCGUUUUGUAUGGUUGGGGUUUGUAUUAUUGUGAUUAAUGCGCCAGAACAACAGUUGGCGCAGACGGUUCAAGAAAUUAUGAAAUAUAUUAUUUCACGUCUUUUUCUAAUUUAUACACUUGUUAUUUUUUUUAUAUGUGCUGUUAUCGCAUUGUGGAUUGGUCCUCGUUGGGGAGAUAAGAGUAUUUUUGUAUAUAUAUCUAUUCCUUCGCUUAUUGGAGGUAUUACAGUUGUUUGCACUCAGGGUUUCGGUAUUUCGAUUGUAAGUGCAAUUUCUGGUGUACCAAAUCAAUGGAAUCAUUGGUUUUUGUAUUUUCUUGGUCUUUGUGUUAUUUUGAUGAUUUUUAUUGAAAUCAAUUACUUAAAUAAAGCAUUAAAUAUAUUUAAUACUGCUAUUGUUACUCCUGUAUAUUUUACUUAUUUCACGACAUGUACGAUUGUUUCAACAGCUGUAUUAUAUAGAGGUUUUAAUGGAACAUCUAUUGCAGUUGCAACUGUGUUUCUUGGUUUUUUAACUAUUGUUGGUGGUGUUUUGCUUCUUCAAUUUUCUAUUGGUGCUGAUAAUACGUCCGAUACUGACAUGUUGUCGGGGGAUUUAUCCAAUGUUCAAAAAGCAGCGGAUGCUGAGACAGACGCUGAUGUUUUGGAUCCUGGGCCAGCUGCCAUUAGAGGGACUUUUACUUUUAAGCAAGUGGAUCGGAAAUUUAGUCAAAAUAGUUCAAAUAAUUUUAUGAAACGCAUAAGUUAUUCAUCAGUUGAUUUUCAAAAAUUUUCUUCUACUUCUCGUACCUUUAUGUCUGAAGGGUCUGUCGAAUUAGGAAAAAUGAAAAAAAGUAGUGUUGACAAAACAGCUAAUUUAUCUGAAAGUUCAAAUAAUGAAAAAGUAACAUCUUUAAGGAGAAAUGCUAUUGUUUCCUUAUAG